Molecule: messenger RNA, 4742 nt
Organism: Chara braunii
Lineage: Eukaryota; Viridiplantae; Streptophyta; Charophyceae; Charales; Characeae
Source: the annotation of a GenBank genome assembly
CCGACCCAAAACCGCCUUUGUCCUGUUUGAGGGCACGUGGCAAUGGGUCCGGUGUCCCAUGGGAAUUUGUAACCCCCUGGCAACAUUUCAGCGGGCCAUGAAUAUGGCCUUCACUGAGUUCGUUAACAAAACCCGACUGACCCAACCCCUGAUCAAUUUCUGCAUGAUUGUGUACAUGGAUGAUAUUUUGGUCUUUUCAAAAACACACGAGUAUCACGUGGAACACAUUGAGUGGGUUUUGCAUGCACUAAAAGAUGCAGGGUUCAAAGUGGCCUUGGAGAAAAGCGAGUUCUUCUUGUCGGAGAUCUCAUUCUUGGGGUAUAUCGUCACGGUCGACGGACUAAAACCGGAUCCGAGGAAGGUGGCAGCAGUUCAAGACGCCCUGGCGGCGGUCACACUCACCCAAGUUCGGGCUUUUCUAGGGCUGGCAUCCUAUUACCGACGCUUCAUCAAGGGGUUCGCCGGCAUAGUGAAGCCCCUCACGAACCUGCUAAAGAAAGAGGAACAACUGAUCUGGACGCCGGAAUGCGAAGCGGCGUUCCGGGCGUUGAAGGAGGCUCUGACAUCUGCUUCUGUGUUGGCGCGCCCCGACCCGACAAGACCGUUCGCACUGUACACAGACUGGCAGCCUCAGGCGAUAUCGGCGGUGCUGACUCAGCACGGCAAGGACGGAAGGGAGCACGUCAUUGAGUAUGCGUCGAAGACGCUGAGCCAGGCGCAGGCUAAUUACGAAGCAUGCAAAGGUGAAUGCCUGGCGGUGGUGUGGGGGAUUCAGCAUUUCCGACCGUAUCUGUACGGCCAGAAAUUCGUGCUGGUUACGGAUCAUCAGCCGCUGCUGUCCCUACGCAACAACACGGACUACAUGGGGACGCUGGGCAGGUGGGCGGUGCGUCUGCAAGACUAUGACUUCGACAUCCGCCACCGUGCCACGUGGCAGCAUGGUAACGCCGAUGGAUUAACGCGCCUUCUGCCGCCCAACAAGUGUCCCGCCAACGAGCGACUCAUUCCGUGGAGGCAAGAAGUCGCGGUGACGAAACCACACUACGGGGAGCUACAUGUGAACGUGCCGGCGCCCGGGGUUGCGGAUUUGGCGGCGUACUCGUUGCUUUGCGAUCGGCUGACAUAUGCAGGGGUGUACGUGGACGUGACGCAGUUGCCUGGCCGGGAGACGACCCGAGUAUUCAUCGAGUUCCGUGCGCUCCAGGUGGCACCCAACUUUGUGCACAGCGUCGCCACCUUCAUCGGAGACUUGACGGUCCUACCGCAGCAGAAUCGGGAGCCGGCGCGCAGUUUUGUGCCGGAGAAGGAAGGGACGGUGGCGCUGUACCCCUUCGCCCCGCUCCAGACAAUCGAUCCGGGAUUGCUGGAGUUCAUACAUCUUGAGCUCCUCUCCAUUGCGCAAGUGAUCGCGAGCGAGGAGGAGGAGAUCCAACCACGAUUGCGGACGGCGACGGCCCCGUGGAGAAUGUACAACGCGGUCGUCAUCCCCGAUUACAUUGCGCAGCGCGCGGAGAGAUUGGAGGACUUCCCGGAGGAAAGGCCGUUGCGUCCUCCCUCGUCGUAUCCUCGACCAGCGCCACCAAAGGCCCACAAGAAGACGCCGAAGAGGAAGAGACGCCACCCGUCGCCAGGAGCGCAAGGCAGCAGGAUCGGCGACGGCGAGGAGGUGAUUCAGCCCGCGCGUACGCGGAUUCCUGACCCUGUGCCUGGGAGUGCGGCGACGCUCGUUAAGGAGACUAUCGUGCCAUUGCCGCCCAUUCCGCGUGGCGACUUCAUUCACCCACGCGUGGUGAAGGAAGCCCGCUUACCCACGACAGGGUCUCCGACUCCCAUCUCCGUUACCCUAGGGGAUGACAAGACCCAGCGCUUCUUUGAUCAGACGGUCACCGACCUCCCCUUCUUCCUCACUCUCGAACCGACUGAGCGUUCCUCGGCGUCUCGUCACGACCGCUCCUCUGCACAUUUCGAUGUGAUGGAGACGGGGUACGACUUCAUUCUCGGCACUCCGUGGUCUCAUCGGUUCCGCAGCACCGAGGCCGAUUGGGCGACCAACACUCUCGUUCUCAAAACGAAGUGUGGACAAACGUAUCGCGUACCUUUCAUAGGUACCACGGCGAUACCACGCCCCGAUCCUCCUCCCUCGAAGCCUUCAGUGCCCACACCACCCCCCUCUAUCACUGUCACCUCGCCUCGGCAGUUCGCUCACUUCAUUCGACAGGACGACGUCACCUUCUUUAUGGUGGACGUGACGAAUCUCUUACACUAUGAUCCACCCUGUCCCGACGCCGAGCUCAUCCCUCUCGAGCCAGAUCCUCCCUCUAUCUCCAUGGCUCCCAUCUCUACUUCCAUCCCUCCGCCGUAUGUCGAGUCCACCCCGCCGUCGGGCGCUGACGUUGACGCUGACGCUGAGGAACUCGCACGAUAUACGGUUGACCUGGAGCCCGCAGUUCGUGAACUCAUCCGAGAGUACCACGAUGUUUUCCCAUCGUUCUCGUACGCCGGCAUCCCACCGAUGCGUGACGUCGAGCACUCCAUUCAGCUUGUGUCUGACUAUCGUGUUCACCACCAGGCACCCUACAGACUCUCGAUUCCCGAGGCCACCGAACUCAAGCGCCAGCUUGAGGAGCUCCUGAGACUGGGUGUCAUUAAACCCAGCAACUCCCCGUGGGGUGCACCCGUCCUCUUUGCUCACAAAGCGGAUGAAACUCUCCUUCUCUGCAUCGACUAUCGCGGUCUCAACCGCUACACGGUUAAGAACAGCUACCCCAUGCCUCAUUCCGAUGAGCUGUUCGUCCGCCUAGCAGGCAACCGCUUCUUUACAAAGAUUGAUCUUCGUAGCGGUUACCAUCAGAUCCGCGUCGCUGCAGCCGACCAGCCGAAGACAGCGUUCCGAUUGCGCCUCGGCCACUACGAGUUUACGGUGAUGCCAUUCGGCCUCACCAAUGCACCCGCCACCUUCCAAAGGGCGAUGAACGAUAUCUUCAGGGACAUCCUGGAGCAGUACGUUCUUGUCUACCUCGACGAUAUCCUGGUCUACAGUCGUACCCUUGAGGAGCACCUCAGACACCUCCGCGACGUCCUUGACCGCUUGCGCAGACAUGGUUUCUACGCCAAGCUGAGCAAGUGCCGCCUUGCCCAGCACAAAGUGGAUUUCUUAGGACACUACGUGUCUGACCAGGGUGAUUGUCCGAUAGCCUUCUACUCUCGUCAGCUCCUGCCCGUCGAGAUAAACUACAUUGCUGAUGAACGUGACGUUCUCGCAGUAGUUUAUGCCGCUGGGCACUGGCGKCACUACCUGCACGGGGCACCAUUCACGGUGCGCACGGACAACUCUGUUAUCCAGGCUUUUCUGACUAAGCCGAAGCUCACUCCUCGACAGGCUCGCUGGUGGCGCGACCUAUGCGAGUUUAGUUUCACCACUGAGCACAUCAAGGGUGAGACUAAUCGGGUCGCAGAUGCCCUAUCCCGACGCCCUGACCACGACCAGGAGCACAUCCAGCUCUCUUCCAUCACGGUCACCACCGUCCACCACUCAGUGAUCGACGAGUUUCGCACUCAGUACCGCCACUGCCCCGACUAUCGCGACAUCSACGCGACCCUUCGGAGUGGCAAGACCGUCCCGAACUACUCUCUCUGGGACAACGGUCUCGUGUACUGGCAUGGUUCACAGGGCACCAGAGAGCCCCAUAUUUUUGUUCCCUCCACUGGACAGCUACGUGUCCGAGCAGUAGCCGAGUUCCGUGACCAGGCAGCUGCCGGUCAUAUGGGCUUCCACAAGACGUUGGCUCGUGUGAGCCGCCUGUACGUCUGGCCGAAGCGCAAGGACUUUGUGAAGGACUCCGUCGCAGAGUGUCCCACCUGUCAGGAGGUGAACAGUGCGAACCACCUGCCUUAUGGUUUGCUCCAGCCUCUUCCUAUCCCUGAGGGUCAUUGGCAGUCCAUCUCGAUGGACUUUAUCGGUCCUCUUUGUCCUUCGACCCCUCGCGGUCAUGAUGCUAUUCUGGUCGUCGUCGACCGCUUCACGAAGCGUGCACGCUUUGUUCCGUGCUGCUAUGCCAUCAGUGCACGUGAGGUCGCCGACAUCGUGUUUGACCGAGUCCUCCGCUUCUCCUCGUCUUACCAUCCUCAGACUGAUGGUCAGACCGAGAUCACGAACAGGACUCUCGGAGAUAUUCUUCGAAAGAUUGUUCGUGACAACCAGCAGUGGGAUCUUCAUCUUGCCCACGAGGAGAUAGCCUACAACCACGCCGUCUCGCCAGCCACGGGGAUGUCGCCUUACUAUUGCAACCUCGGCUAUCACCCUCGUGUUCCCGCGGACUUUCUUCGACCGUCACAGAUGCAGCUCGAUACGAGUUGUCUCGCGCUAGAUGAUUGGGUUGCACACAUGACGUCGAUCAUGAAGACCGCACAUGAGCACAUAGCCGCUUCCCAGACUCGCAUGGCAGCACGUGCGAACGGAUCGAGGAUGGACCAUUCAUUCAAAGUCGGUGAUGAUGUGCUUAUCGACGCCUGCCACUUACAGCUCGAAGCGGACACGCUUCGCAAGUUUCGGAGUCGCUUCUUUGGCCCAUGCCGCAUCCUCCAGGCCGUCGGUUCUGAUACGGCAUCUAGCCCGGUCAGCUUUCGUGUGAAGUUGCCCGACUACCUACGCCAGGCUCGUGUGCAUGAUGUCUACCACGUCUUGUUACUGCGUCCUUAGCGCAGACCGUCUGAGCGUUUCACUGGACGAGCAUACGAGCGUC